AUGCCUGAGCAUCCCCUCGGCGAAGCUAAGCAUGGCGCCGCGAUGCAGUUGCUCCGCAUCGUUGGUUUUGGCAUAUACUUCUUCGGCUCCUGCUUCUUCGCCCAUGGCGCACAGAUCAUGGGAGUGCCACUGUAUUUCAUCAAUAAGGACUGGUUCUACGCAUCGCAGGCACUGGCGAAGCAGUUCUUUGCCCUUAUCAUCACAACCAUGACCCAACUGUGGAGUCCGACUGUGGUCAGAAUCAGCGGGGAUAAGAGUGUGGCAGGUCAAUUGAGGCAGGAUGCUAGUGGAUUGCUGGAGCUCAAUUUCGAGGAUCGAGCGGUAAUCAUGGCCAAUCACCAGAUAUACACGGAUUGGCUAUACCUGUGGUGGAUUGCAUAUACGAACAGCCAACCCAUGCAUGGACACAUCUAUAUCAUCCUCAAAGACUCGCUCAAAUGGGUACCGCUCAUUGGGCCAGCGAUGCAGCUGUACGGCUUCAUAUUCAUGGCACGGAAAUGGUCCACCGAUCAGCAGCGCAUGCGGUAUAGAUUGCAGAAGCUGAAUACUAGGCAUUCUGGUCCCAUGUCUGGUCAGCAUGGAGCUGCGCAGCUGGAUCCAAUGUGGCUGCUCAUAUUCCCAGAGGGUACCAAUCUAUCUGCGAACACCCGAAAGCAGUCGCAGAAGUUCGCUGAAAAGUCUGGUCAAGCAGAUCUGAAGCAUCAGGUCUUGCCGCGCAGCACUGGGCUUCAGUUUUGCUUGCAGGAACUUAGGGAUACGGUUGACUAUGUCUACGACUGCACCAUAGGAUACGAAGGUGUUCCACCUAGUGGAUAUGCGUCAGAGCUAUUCACCCUUAGAUCCGUCUACUUCCAAGGUCGGCCACCAAAGAGCGUGAACAUGCAUUGGCGACGGUACAGAGUCAAGGACAUGCCUUUGGACGAUAAGGAUAAGUUUCACGAAUGGGUCCUGGCGCGAUGGAGGGAAAAGGAUGAAUUGCUUGAGACGUUCAUCAAGACUGGAAGGUUCCCAGCGGAUAAAGUGGCUGUGCAUAUUGAAGAUGGACCCACGGACAGCUUCAAGACACCAUACAUUAAUACCGAAGUUAGACCUAGAGGAUCGAUGGAGUAUUUUCAGAUCUUCAUGCCCGUGGCUGCGGCUACGAUGGUUGGGAGGGUAUUGGUCCAGAUCUUUGACAGGAUCUUUGGGAAGUAG
Molecule: messenger RNA, 1194 nt
Organism: Pseudocercospora fijiensis CIRAD86
Lineage: Eukaryota; Fungi; Ascomycota; Dothideomycetes; Mycosphaerellales; Mycosphaerellaceae
Exons: 1
Coding region: 1-1194 (397 amino acids)
Cellular component (GO): endomembrane system
Molecular function (GO): acyltransferase activity
Source: RefSeq, a predicted model, not a curated record